Sphenostylis stenocarpa is the source of this 1425-nucleotide messenger RNA. The record is from the annotation of a GenBank genome assembly. NCBI's taxonomy places the organism in Eukaryota, Viridiplantae, Streptophyta, Magnoliopsida, Fabales, Fabaceae.
AUGACGAAAAGAUUGUUCAAUGAUUCUGAGCGAGAACCUGAUAAGUCAGACGACAAACGGAUGAGAAAUAAUGCUACUAGACCUUCUUUUGCUUCAGUAAUUGGAGAAGUGGUCAUGAGCAAAAACAUUGAGAAUCUUUUCACUGCCAUGGAACCUUUGCUUAAAAGAGUGGUGGGUGAGGAAGUUGAGCGAGUAUUGAGACAGUGGUCAUGCUCCUUUACUAGGUCUCCUUCGUUGAGGCUCCAAGCAAUGGAGCAACCAUCAAGCUUGCAACUAUGGUUCAGCAAGAGACUUUCCCUUCCAAUUUUCACAAGUAGCAGGAUUAUUGACAUUGAUGAGAACCCCAUCAACAUAGUUCUGAUGGACAAAAGCAACAAUAACCAAAUGGUCCCAACAACUCUACCACAUGCCAUCAAACUAGAACUGGUGGUUCUUGAUGGAGAUUUUUCUCCUUCUGGAAACGAGGAUUGGACGAGUGAUGAAUUUAACAGACAUAUAGUGAAGGAGAGAAAAGGGAAGAGACCUUUAAUUUCAGGAGAAUUGAACCUGAUCAUGCGAGAUGGAGUUGCAUCAACUGGGGACAUUGAGUUCACUGAUAACUCUAGCUGGAUCCGUUGCAGAAAGUUCAGAGUUGCAGUGAGGGUAGCACCAGGGAGUGUUCAAGGAGUUCGGAUUCGUGAAGGAAUGACUGAAGCAUUUGUUGUCAAGGAUCACCGUGGAGAAUUGUACAAAAAACACCACCCUCCAAUGCUUCAUGACGAAUUGUGGCGUCUGGAAAAGAUUGGUAAAGAUGGAUCUUUCCACAGAAAAUUGUCAUUCCACGGCAUAAAAACAGUUCAAGAAUUUCUUAAACUAGCAGUUGUUGAUACUCCGAAGCUAAGACAUAUUUUGGGCAUGGGGAUGUCAGACAAAAUGUGGGAAGUCACAAUCAAGCAUGCAAUGACUUGUGACUUGGGAAGCAAGUUGUACAUUUAUAGAGGACCACAGUUUACUGUUUUUCUGGAUCCAAUAUGCAAAUUAAUUAGAGCAGAAGUUAAUGGACAGACAUUUUUCAACAGAGAUCCAAUGAGUCAUUUGAAUAAGUCCUAUAUAGACAAAUUGGUGAAAGAAGCAUACGUGAGAUGGCAUAGUUUGGAGGAGAUAGAUGGGGUUCUGAACGAUAACAUUGCUGUGUUAACCCAAGGUGAUCAAACUGCUGCAUCUGCAGUCACAUAUCAGCAGAAUCAGUAUUACAGUGACAAAUCUGCUAGCUUUGUUGCAAACAACAACACACAAAUGGGAUGCUGCGACUGGUCACUUAAUCAAGCUUAUAGCCCAGCACCGUUUGCUAAUGCCUUUCCUUUUAGUUUCUCAGGAUCACAAACAGAUGGAACCGCUUCAGGUUCUAGCUCUGUUGAUGUUGAUGGGGCCAGAAGGCAGAAUUAG